AUGUCUCAUGGACAGUUUAUCAGAUCAAUUUGUUUGAUGCCAUCAAGAGUACCUUUAGAAAAUGACAUUCUGCUCAAUAAAAUUAAUGAUGAUAAGAACUUAUUGGCAGAUUCAUAUGAAAUCGGGUAUUGGCUUGCAUCCGAAUACACUAAUAUGCGAAUUGUAGUUGUAGAAAAUGAUAAAAUAUGA
This is a messenger RNA of Ambispora gerdemannii, 189 nucleotides long. The record is from the annotation of a GenBank genome assembly. Lineage: Eukaryota; Fungi; Glomeromycota; Glomeromycetes; Archaeosporales; Ambisporaceae.